CUAACAACUGCGCUUAAAUCCCUUUUAAAUAUAUGUUAAUCUUCCUGAUUAAUUGGUGUUUUAUGCGAGGCAGUACAUAAUAGGGUUAGACCGACCCAGAGCAAUAGAUAGUAUAACUGCAAGUUGCCGGUGUGAGCUUUCUUGAGAUGAAGAAGUUGAUGAUGUUGUUUAAAGCCGCUGCUCCUUCGAAAGCCCUAGUCAUCAGAAUCAACCUGGUUUUAUUGGCCGGUUUCUUGAUCGUCUACGCCGCCCUCCUUCUCCGGCCAUCUUCUUCCCUUUACCAUGAAAAUGCAGCUUCCUUCCUUUCUUGCUCUCUGCGCGAGUGCCAUCAUCAUAAGGGGGAUGGAGGGAUGAUAAAGAUGAAGGCGAUGUUGGAGGAGGAGGCGCGAGGGGGGAAGGAAUCGAGGUUGGAGAAGAAGAUGGUGAAGAGGGAGAGGCCGAGUUUCAUGAGGGAAAUGGGGAGGGGGAUGAAGAUAGCGAUGGUGAACAUGAAGGACGAGGAUGUCGGGGAGUGGGAGAUCAACGGCGGGCAAGCGAUCCACGUCAAUUUCGAGAAAGCGUCGGAGCUUUUCGAGUGGAAAGACCUGUUCCCGGAGUGGAUCGACGAGGAGGAGGAGAUGGACGGGACGUUUUGCCCGGAGAUACCAAUGCCGGAGCUCGGGGGGUACCCGUACGUGGACUUGGUGGUGGCGAAGCUGCCAUGCAAUUAUUCGGAGGCGGGCGUGGCGGAUGGGAGGGAUGUGUUCAGGCUUCAAUUGCAUUUGAUUGCGGCGAAUUUGGCGGUGAAGAGAGGGAAGAGAGAUUGGCACCGGCGGACGAAGGUGGUGGUGCUGAGCGAGUGUAGGCCGAUGGUGGAGCUUUUCCGGUGCGAUGAUUUGAAGGAGAGGGACGGAGAUUGGUGGUAUUUUGAAGUGGAUAUGCCCAAAUUGGAACACAAAGUUUCUUUGCCGGUUGGUUCCUGCAAUUUGGCUUUGCCCCUUUGGGGAAAAGGUAUAGAUGAAGUUUAUGAUGUUUCCAAGCUUGAGGAAAGCACAACAGUAUCAAAACGAGAAGCUUAUGUGACUGUUCUUCAUUCAACCGACGCCUAUGUCUGCGGUGCGAUAACUCUGGCCCAGAGCCUCCUCCGGACCGGAACCAAACGCGACCUUAUCCUCCUCCUGGACAAGAGUAUAUCCCCCAACAAACGCCAAGCUCUCAUCAAUGCCGGCUGGAAGCUCCGAUUCAUCAAACGGAUCCGAAACCCUAAGGCCGAGAAAGGCACCUACAACGAAUACAAUUACAGCAAGUUCCGGCUAUGGCAGCUCACGGAGUAUGACAAAAUCAUAUUCAUCGACGCCGACAUCAUCGUCCAGCGCAACAUCGACAUCCUCUUCCAUUUCCCCCAAAUGUCGGCCUCCGGCAACGACGGCUCCAUCUUCAACUCCGGCGUGAUGGUCAUCGAGCCUUCCAAUUGCACUUUCCGCAUGUUUAUGCAGCGCCGGAAGGAGAUCGUCUCCUACAACGGCGGCGACCAGGGUUUCCUAAACGAGGUUUUCGUCUGGUGGCAUAGGCUGCCGAGGAGAGUAAAUUUCCUGAAGAAUUUCUGGUCCAAUUCCUCCGUCGAAGCCGGCGUGAAGAACCAGCUAUUCGGGUCGGAUCCUCCCCAGCUUUACGCCAUACAUUACCUAGGGUUAAAGCCGUGGCUCUGUUACAGGGACUACGAUUGCAAUUGGGACAUUGAAGAUCAGCGCGUUUACGCCAGUGACGUGGCGCAUCGGACGUGGUGGAGACUUCAUGACUCCAUGGAUGAAAGCUUGCAGAAAUUUUGCGGAUUAUCGGAGCAGAGGAAGAUUGAGUUGGAGUGGGACAGGAAUAAGGCUAGGAAAACGGGGUUAAAAGAUGAGCAUUUAAACAUCAAUGUUACUGAUCCUAGAAAGUUUAAUUGAUGCGUCGUGUCUACAGUACAGUUUUCUGCCAUUUUUUUUACCCCCUUGAGCUUCUUGUUUCUGAUGAUGAUGAUUCAUAUUUUUUUACAUAGAAUUUUAUGCAUGCACAUAUAAUAUGGUUUUA
Molecule: messenger RNA, 2049 nt
Organism: Ipomoea triloba (trilobed morning glory)
Lineage: Eukaryota; Viridiplantae; Streptophyta; Magnoliopsida; Solanales; Convolvulaceae
Product: UDP-glucuronate:xylan alpha-glucuronosyltransferase 2-like
Exons: 3
Coding region: 147-1925 (592 amino acids)
Biological process (GO): xylan biosynthetic process
Molecular function (GO): glycosyltransferase activity
Source: RefSeq, a predicted model, not a curated record